Molecule: messenger RNA, 1843 nt
Organism: Schistosoma margrebowiei
Lineage: Eukaryota; Metazoa; Platyhelminthes; Trematoda; Strigeidida; Schistosomatidae
Source: the annotation of a GenBank genome assembly
GGACUAUCACAGGCCAUCAAGCCUCCUGUUUUUCCAAAACUGAAACUGAAACUAACAAUUGUACGCUGAGAAUGUCCUUGAUCACAUAUUCGGAAUUCCUCACUACGCUUUUAGAAGUAAAUUUGCAAGUUUUUAUCUCAAUUAUGAAAUGUUUGCCUCUCAACCAAAUAUUAAACCAACACAUAUUCCUCCCAUUAUGGAAUGCCCACCAAUGCCUCAUCCAGCAAUGAAUGUGAAUUUUCCAACAUUUUAUUCUGGCAGUUUCGUGCAGAAUAAUAUCUCAUCUCUUGCACAGGAGAGCUUAUAUGAAAUUCAACGACUUAGACUACUCCUGACUAAUUUGUUGACUUCUAUACAAUCUGAUGAAAAAGAUCCUGAGGAAAAAAAUAAGAUUGUGGAUGAAAAUUUUAUGCUAUUCAAUAGAAAUGGUAGUACGAAGUGUGAAAACAUUCCUAGUCCUCUAUUUACAACUGGAGAAGGAAAAACAAACGGGAUUGUACCUGAAUGUCGCAACAACCUCCCUCAAACUCUUGGUACGAAGAAUUUAUCGUGUGAAAAGUUGGCAUUGCACAAAAUAGUCAAUCAAAUCAGUGAUGUUUUUAAUAAUUUGGAUCACCUAGCCAGUCGAAUGCAGGUCAAUCGGUUAUCUGGUCGACCUAGUGACCAUGGUUUACAAAAUGCAUUAUCUCUGUUUAACACCGUUGAACAGUUAGAAUUUAGCCGUAAUAGUUGGCUAUAUGAAUCUUCGCUAUCUCAGUACAUGGGGACCGAUGAUCACGGGAAAGAAUCCGAUUGUCGUCGUGUUGACUGGCUUAUGGAUAGAAUCGAAGCGGAACGUUGGAGUCAUCGAUAUUGGGGACGCACUCGUACUGUGCUUGAAGGUUUACUGGCUUGCUCCGCAUUCAGACGCUCUCAUUUAAAUACAGAUCAUUCCCGCAGGCGAACGGAUUUUCUCAAUAUAAUCAAUCGAGAUUAUGGUGCUGAUUUGGAACAUUUACUCAAUGAAUUAAAUGUUAAUUUGCCGGACCUCACUAUAACGUUAAUUGAACCAUCAUCUGUCGUAUCCGUAGCACAUUUAAGAGUUGGUGAGAUAAUGCAGUGCUUUGUGACUUUUCGUCAGUUGAAUCCAGAAAGAAUUAUUGUUCGUGGAGUAUCGGAACCGAUGAUUAUAAAAACACACUCUGACUUCCCGAACAACAAUUUAAAUAUUGAGGAAAAACCCUUAUCCUUAGCAACCGACGAACUAUUAUCUGAUUCAGGUCUUGAUUCAUUGCCGAAAAUUCGUGAUACUGUUGUCUCUUUACUAAGUCCUGACUCGAAAGCUCGAUCACUUCCAGACCAUAGACAGCAGCGAAGCUCAAAACUCAUCCGCUUUUGUAGUAUACAUCAAUCGAAGCUGGAUCUUUUUACACCAAGUCGUCAUCCAUUGUUUCGGCGUAUCACUUCCCUAGCCCAAUGUGCCCUUCUUCAUUUUUCUAAUGAAUAUAAACCUCCUUCUGCCAUUCGUGGGUUUUGUGCUUGGCUUCACAGUUAUCGCGACUUGUUCAGUGCCCCAUGCUGUCGUUGCGGUCAGCUUCUAGGUCAAAAUGUUGAACUUCCACUUUGGCGUAGUUAUCCUCAAAUGAGAAAGGAUAAUUCUCGAUCUAUGGAACCCCAACAUGAACACUGUCAAGCCAUUAUAUAAACAAUUGUGUACUUCCUUGUUUUCUGACUUUUUGAGUACUUCCUAUCAUUUGUAUAGAUAAACUCUACAAUUUAAUAUACCCUGGCUGUAACUUGAGCGAAAUGGUAAUUCCCAUACACUACACCACCUUUUUAAUACAUAUAAGUUAUGUACCAAUAA